AUGUCUUCAGGACACAAUGACCCCAAGCUUCUCUAUGCCAUCAAUGGCAUUAAUGCUUACCAUAUCGAGAAUGGCAAAGAGGAGUCCUUGACAGCUUCAGGCCCCCAAACUCUUUCCCUCUUGAUGGUCCCGACCUCCUCACCAUUCUCUGACCUAUCCUCCGCCGACCCACAAUCCCAGGCCCCAGAAGAAGACUUCUACCUCCAUCUCCAUCUACCUCCCGAGCUCGACCUCCCUCUUCCUGCAACCACCCAAAUCUACCAUCAACCGCCCAAUAGCUACCUAAUCCCAAGAUGGGACCUGGGUCCAGAGAGUGGGGCUUUUACAAGGAUAGAAUUCCCUGGUGUAGGGAGUGGCAAGGGUUCUCAAGAGGAUGUCGAUACAUUUGAGACAAUUCUCGCCCAAUGUACGGCAUUUUUGGAGCGUGCCCCGCCGCCAAAGAGCGCUAGGUCUCGUAAGUCAAAGGAAAAGAGUGCUCCUAUUGCUGCAUACGAUCCCUCUGCUUUUCAACCAGGAGAGGCAUAUGUCCCAGGCAGCUCUAGUUCGGUUGCUGGAGGUCAGAUUGUGCUGGUUGAUGAGGAGAAUGGAAGUGUAGUUGGGGAACUUGGUGAAGGUUUCCAUGUCGUGGAAGAUAUAAAGAUGAAGCCAGGAUCUAAAGACCCUGUCGAAAUCACUCUCCCACAAGAUGGUUCUCAAAACAUCGGCGUGGCCCCAGCCUCGAAAGAGUACCUCGAAAUGUCUAUGCAUCCUGCCUACAAGAAUUCUACCCUCGUCGGCAAAGCAGCCAUGGCGUCGCGCCUUAUCGUCACAACCUCAUCUUUCGUCUCCAAAACCCUAACAACCCAGGCCGAGUCCUUCACGCAAAAGACAAAGCCAAACUCCAAGCCCAUGACCUUUACCCCUACAACCCAGGCUCGCGUCCGCAAAGUCCAUACCUUCACUGAAGGGGCAGCAGGCCUGAGUUCUAAAACCGUAGGUCAGGUAGGCAAAUAUGCCCAGAACAUCGGAGCUACGCUUUCAAAGCGUGGGACGAAGGCACAUAAGGGCAUUGCACCGGAUGGCACGCUGGUGGAUGAAUAUAAGCCUGGUUUAUUGAAUAAGAGCAUGAUGGCGUUUUCUACCAUUGCUGAUGGUAUUGAUCAAGCGGGUCGAAACCUCCUUGCUUCUACCUCGACGGCUGCUACUACGGUCGUAGGCCACAAAUAUGGACCAGAAGCUGGGGAAAUCUCCAAGAGUAUUGGUGGUGGUUUCAAGAACGUUGGACUUGUCUAUAUUGACGCUGCAGGCGUGUCGAGGAAAGCUGUUGUCAAAUCUGUCGCCAAGGGUAUGGUUGUUGGCAAGGUUCGCGGGGGCGGAGAUUUGAUCGUUGGUGGUGGUGAUGGAGGUGUGAUGAGUUCGGGGGCUUCUUCAGUCAAGGAUGGCAAGGGACGCUUUAAGGAUGAUCUUAGUAUGACUGGUGGACGGGAGUCCCCUGAUGUUGUGGGGUACGGACGGGCCGCUCCGCCUGCUUAUGGAAGUGGACCUGGAGAGCCGCUUGAGGGACAGAAGGUCGCGGAUGUCAAGCGUUGA
This is a messenger RNA of Lachnellula hyalina, 1569 nucleotides long. RefSeq names its product Spartin (gene Spart). Gene Ontology annotation, cellular component: plasma membrane. Gene Ontology annotation, biological process: cell division. The coding region runs from base 1 to 1569 and encodes 522 amino acids. The transcript is spliced from 3 exons. The record is from RefSeq and is a predicted model, not a curated record. Lineage: Eukaryota; Fungi; Ascomycota; Leotiomycetes; Helotiales; Lachnaceae.